AUGAGGAAUGCAACUUCAAAAGUCAAAGCGGAAUACAUUACAGACCUAGUACACCAUACACUACAAGAGAUAACACCCAAAUUUGUCAUUGAAGAAAUGAGAAGCAGAUAUGGCUUGCACAUUGGUUACCACAAAGCAUGGCGUUCCCUCCAACACGCUUAUAAUGUCAUAAGAGGAAGCCCAGAAAAUAACUAUAGACUUCUACCGCAAUAUCUUCACAUGAUGAAAUUAAGAAAUCCUGGAACAGUUGCUAACAUCAAAUGGACCGCUGACAAUAAGUUUAAGUAUGCUUUUUUCGCCCAUGGAGCAUCAAUUGAGGGUUGGAAACACUGCAGACCAGUAAUGAUGGUGGAUGCAACCUUCUUGAAAUCAAAAUACCGCGGUGUGCUCAUGAUAGCAGUAGCAAAAGAUGGAAACAACUGCAUAUUUCCUCUCGCAUUUGGUAUUGCAGACUCUGAGAAUAAUGAAUCCUACAGGUGGUUCUUCAGACACGUGAAAAAGGUGUUUGGCACGCGCAAAUACCUAUCAAUUCUUUCCGAUCGCCACUCAUCAAUUGCAACUGCAAUCAAAGAACUGUAUCCAGAUACCCAGCAUGGAAUAUGCAUCUACCACAUGGAGAAGAACUUGCAGAAAUAUUUCCCAUCCGAAGCGAUCCUAUCACUGUUCUACAAUGCAGCAACUACCUACAAACAGGCAGAGUUUCUUACCUAUAUGUCACAGAUACAAGAAAUCGAUCCAAAAUCUGCAGAAUACAUAGAAGAAGAACCACCGGAAAGAUGGGCACAUGAAGGAUAUCAAUACAAUGUAGACCUGAAGAAUAUGACUUGUGAGUGCUUGGAGUUCCAAACUGAUGAGUUACCGUGCACACAUGCCAUGGCAGUUAUAGACAAAAGAAGUUUGCCAAAAUCUACAUACUGUGCGGACUGGUUCAAGAAACAAGCCUGCCAUGAGACAUACAAAGGUGAAAUACUAUCAGUUGGAAAUCAAGACUCAUGCAUUAUUCCACAAAACAUUAUGGAUAUUAAAAUAACGCCGCCUGAUGUUAAAAUAAGACCUGGAAGAAAACAGACAAAAAGAUAUCGCCCAAGAAGAGAAUCGACAAAGUACACAUACAGAUGUGGUAGAUGCAAGUUCUUUGGACACACUAGGGCAACCUGUAACCACAGUCCAGCUCUCAAUUCAUAUUCAAGAAGAUACAGGAAGAGGAAAUUGUCAUCCUAA
Messenger RNA from Lycium barbarum (goji berry), 1221 nucleotides. RefSeq lists its product as uncharacterized. Bases 1 to 1221 code for a protein of 406 amino acids. Gene Ontology annotation, molecular function: zinc ion binding. The transcript has 2 exons. The record is from RefSeq and is a predicted model, not a curated record. Lineage: Eukaryota; Viridiplantae; Streptophyta; Magnoliopsida; Solanales; Solanaceae.